CCUCAUUUGACACACAACAAUCGCAGCAUCUUAUCCAGUGUACCUCAAUACAGCAAUUCAAUAUGGAGGUGUAUUAUGGAAUCAACACUGAAAACAGGGAUAAUACUAUCUGGUCAACCGAAAGACUAUAUCUUCGUCUCUUAGAAACCUUCCCCGAAUUUGUCCAUGACUUCCAAGCGAAGUGGAACGACUGGCAUCAAGCUAUCUCGGCUGACGACUCAUCAACAUGGUCGUCAGUCCCUUCCUUCACAGCCCUCACCGCACUCGGUCCCCAGAUCAUAUCUCUCGUCGUCUACCAGUUGGCUCUUGACCAAAACGAUAAGACGGCCGUACAUCUCUACUUAGCCCUGGGACCUGACAGCUCCUACCUACUUGACGUUCUCGAAAAUGAAAAUUCCCCUGGGUUGCAGAUCUUGCGCGCCUCCUUCGACCGCAACAGGGCGGUACGCAAGGCUCUCGCCGACUGGGCCGAAUACUGCGAGCGAGUUUCCCACCACAGCUCGUCAAGCAUAUAUGCCGAGUGUGCUGAGUAUGAGACCUUGGUCAACUUUGGGGAGAGUAUUAUCCCGCAUGUAAUGUUGCAAUAUGCGAACGAUAUCAAACUCCAGAUUGAACCGAAUGCGGUCUCACGUGCGAGUGGUAUUGGCCGGGGUGUGCUGUUCUGGUAUGAGCUGCUUCAUGAGCUGGUGUGGGGCUGUAAGACGGGGGGGCAGACGUGGAUGUUUGAGGAUGUGUAUAAUCGGUGGGAGGGGUGGUUUCAGGGGGGAAGUGGUGUUGGAGGGGCGCCUAGGUAUUGUGGGGAGGGUGCUUGAUGGAGAGGUAUACUUGGUCAUUCUCACUCGGCCGUUAAAGUCCGUUGGUUGGUUUUUCUUGCUUAAAAUGGCAGAUUGUCCCAUGUUUAUACUGAAAGACUGUCUUGGCCUUUGUGGUAUUUGACAUGGAUAGACAUGUAGUCAGUUUGAGUCUCUGUUGGUUUGUGUUACCUGCACCUAAGGAAUUGCUUCUGAUCAUCUCAAAAGAUAGGGG
Podospora pseudopauciseta is the source of this 1026-nucleotide messenger RNA. RefSeq lists its product as uncharacterized. The record is from RefSeq and is a predicted model, not a curated record. Lineage: Eukaryota; Fungi; Ascomycota; Sordariomycetes; Sordariales; Podosporaceae. The transcript has 3 exons. Bases 63 to 812 code for a protein of 249 amino acids.